Molecule: messenger RNA, 3494 nt
Organism: Centruroides sculpturatus (bark scorpion)
Lineage: Eukaryota; Metazoa; Arthropoda; Arachnida; Scorpiones; Buthidae
Product: tyrosine-protein kinase RYK-like
Exons: 14
Coding region: 140-1882 (580 amino acids)
Biological process (GO): axonogenesis; cell surface receptor protein tyrosine kinase signaling pathway; multicellular organism development
Cellular component (GO): signaling receptor complex
Molecular function (GO): protein tyrosine kinase activity; ATP binding
Source: RefSeq, a predicted model, not a curated record
CCUCUCCGACUCCUUCCGCCCGGGCAGACGGAAGAGCGGCGUGGAAGGAGCGCGUGGCGUCGUUGGUGGCGCGUGGCUGGAUCGGGCGGAACGGCGGCGCGCGACUAAAGGCGUUGCCGGCGGAGAUACGAGGAGGACGAUGCCCGACGGGAACCGACGGUGGAACGGCACCCGGCCGGGACGACGGCCGACGCGAACGGCCGCGGCGCUGGGUUCGGCCGCCUUCGUCCUGGGACUGGCGCGCCUGACCGCCGCCACCUUCAAUCUCUAUCUUCGGCCCGACGAAGUCCGCAGACUCCUGGGUCUGAGCGCCGAACUGUCUUACGUCAGGGAAGGAAAAGUCAACGAUUACGCUUUAGGAUUUAUCGUUUUAGUACCGGCUCAUAUAUCCGAACUGUACUUCACCUGGCAAAGCCUCCGGCCUCCUCCGAUGCCUUAUUCAAUUGGAAUUACAGUUAGUAAUCCAGAAGCCUUAGGUUCACCUCAGCUAAACAUUAGUCAUCGUGGAACUAUUCCUACACAAGAAGAAGUUUUUCAAGUAUUUCUGCCAUGUACUGGAAAAUUAAAAGCAGAAGUAGAAAUAGUGCUACAACUCAAUAUUACUAUGACAUCAUCAAUGAAUAUGACGAGGCUCAAUUUACGGAGGAAAAAAAUAUGUUUAAAAGAUGACAGCCACAAUGGAACAGUUAUGAUGGGCCCUACUUCUAUUGCAACUGUCACUAAUUCUUUUUAUAUUGGUGUUGGUUGUGCUACAGCACUUAUUGUUAUUAUAGCCAUAGUUGCCCUUAUCAGUUACUUUAGGUCUCAAAAACCACAUCGAAAUGAAACCAAGAGCUAUGGACGAAGCUCUCCUGGAUUAUCAACACAAGGCCAAACAUUUUUACGUGUUGACACUCCUAAUAAUGCUAGUGCUACAGGCAGUUAUUCUAGUUUUCGCCGUUUAACUCCAGUUUCUACCAAUCCUCCAGUUCAGGUGAAUGAUUUCAGAGCUUCUGAAUUGACUGAACAAAUCAGUGAAAUAUCAAUAGAAAAGUCAAAACUUGGUUUAAAAGAAAAACUCCAAGAAGGAACUUUUGGUCAGAUUUAUCACGGAAUUUUAAUAGAUGAUGACAACAGUGAAAGUAAUAAUGAACAGCAUGUGUUUAUUAAAACUGUAUCUGAUCAAGCAUCAGAGGUACAAAUAUCAUUAUUAUUAUCAGAAGGGAUGAUGAUGUAUGGAAUGAACCAUAAAAAUGUCUUACCUGUCAUAGGUGUAUGUACUCAUAAUUUACAGAGGCCAUUACUAGUGUAUCCAUAUAUGAAUCAGGGAAAUCUUAAAAAGUUUCUACAGAAGUGUAAAUUUUCAGCAGAAGGACAUUGCCAUACAUUACUCAGUCAAGAUUUAGUGGCGAUGGCAAUUCAAAUAAUUCAUGGAAUGAUUUAUUUGCACAAAAAGAAAGUUGUGCAUCGAGAUUUGGCUACAAGGAAUUGUGUAGUAGAUGAUUGGCUGCAUGUAAAAAUAACAGAUAAUGCAUUAUCAAGGGAUCUGUUUCCAAAUGAUUAUCAUUGUUUAGGAGAUAAUGAAAACAGGCCAGUUAAAUGGUUAGCCAUAGAAAGUUUAUUGAAGAAAGAAUUCUCAGCUGCAAGUGAUGUGUGGUCAUUUGGAGUUGCAGUCUGGGAAUUAAUGACUUUAGGCCAACAGCCCUAUGUAGAAAUUGAUCCAUUUGAAAUGGAUGCCUAUUUGCGUGAUGGAUACCGUCUUUCACAACCAAUUAAUUGUCCAGAUGAACUAUUUGCUGUUAUGGCUUGUUGUUGGGCUUCGAUUCCCGAGGAGCGACCCACUUUUACGCAACUGCUGGCCUGUCUACAGGACUUUUACGCAGCCUUGGGUCGAUACAUAUGACGACGUCUGUCCCGUGCCAUGGUUUCAAAGCAUUUUUUUACCGGAACGAUUCCCUCGAUCGUAGUGUGCGGUGCCGAAAUUCGCCAUUUGCUCCGGCAAUCGAAUAAGAUCGAACGCUUCGAACUGCCAUAUUUUGGUUUCACAGUUCCUGUGGAUUUUCUUACGAUGCCGCCGCGUGGUCUCGGGAAAGAACUGCCGCGUGUAUAUGUGUACAUAAAUAUUGAAUUGGAAUAUCUUUGUCAUCGUAAAUGUUUUAUUUGUUCCGAUAAUUCGCCGUCGAGUAUAUUUAAUGAAGAGAAUUCGCGAUUCUUCUCUAUCCGCUCAAAACCAAGAGCUUGGUCCAAUUUGCUCAAGGCCCAUUUUUUUUAACUAUUUAUUUCUUCAUUUUGUAUUAUUUUAUUACUUUCAUUUUAAAAUAUUACGUCGAAUCCACUAUAAAAAUUCAUUUCUUCGGUAUCAAACAUAUAUAUAUAUAUAUAUAUAUAUACAAUACUUCAUUUUUUAAAAUGUAGUUUUGUAAGUUUUAAUUUUAUUAGGCUAUAUUUUAAGAUCCCUCGAAUAAUUGAUAAUUUUUUAAAUUUCUAAUACUAAUCAACGGUAAGAAACUUAUCGAUUCGACUGGCAAUCAUACUAGAAACUAUAUUAGUAUCAUUGUAAAUCGAAGUAAUGUACGUAAGUUGCCGAAUUUCAUUGGGUCGUGUGCCAUUCUCUAACAACGAACGUGUGAAAACUCCGAGAACGAACGACGAAAAUAAUCGGAUUAACGAAAUUCUAUAUUUUUAUUCGAUUGGUUACGUUGUUUCCACGGUAUUUCGGAAAAUGCGUGGCACCCGUCGGAUUGGCGAGAGCAUUGUAUAGAAAUCUAAAAAGUUAUAUUAUUCGAGGAUCCUAUUGAAUUUCCGCGUAAAAAUUAUUUCAAUACGUUGGUCGAUUUUUAUUUUUAGUAUAUUUAAAGUGUAGGGUGGACCGUUUACGAAUGCCAGUCGAAUAUAUAAUAAACCACGAUACGAGGUAUAGGAAUCUCGGUAUUCCGAACGUUAACAAGUUACGAAGACCGAAAGUUUUCGAAAAUAAAUAAUUUUAAUAAUAUAUAUAUAUGAAUUUUUGUAAAAUUUUAAGAUAUCUUCACAGUCUUUGCUUCACUCGUCACGUUUAAUGAACGAUUAAUCCACCCGUUUGUUUUUAAAACUCGGCUUUACGUAUUUCAAACUCGCGCAUCUUGGCAUUGUAUAGUAUAAUAUUAGGAUUUAUAUUUAUAUAAUAUUCAUUAAUCGUUAUUUGUUGUGGCGGAUUAAUUCAUUCUCUAAACAAUUUACUUCUUUCACACGUUCGUACCAUGUGCUACGCCGAUGGUACUUUACGUACGGAGAUUAGUUAUAUUCGAGCGCAGUUCUUUACCCGAGAGUCGUACGGUAAAUCGAAGUAAAAAGCACGGGAAUAACGUUUGCUAGUCAUCGAUACCCGAGGGAGAUUCUUCCGCGUUAAAAUAUUUAUCGAAGAAAUUGUAUAGAAACGGUCGUCGGAUCGUUGCUGCCGAAGACUCGACUCGUCCACGACGUAUGUACACGAGAACAAUCAAUAAAGUUGUUCGAUUUUAAAAAAAGAAAGAAAA